Vigna unguiculata (cowpea) is the source of this 2004-nucleotide messenger RNA. Lineage: Eukaryota; Viridiplantae; Streptophyta; Magnoliopsida; Fabales; Fabaceae. The record is from RefSeq and is a predicted model, not a curated record.
AUGGAGGACUGGGAAACUGCACAAGAGACAAUAAAAGCAGAUAUCAGUCAACUAAAGGACCAAGUAGGUCAAAUCUUGGAGGCCUUGAAGUCCUUAAGGGCCUCAGGAGAAGCUUCAUCAGCAAAGGGUGAGAAAAGCACUCAUGACGCUCCUAUUGCUUUUCCAACAUACGGAUUGCCAUCGAGUUACACCCCACCUGUUGGAGAUUAUUCAGAGGCUGAACAUGCUUCCUUCUCAUUCCCAAUCAAUACUCCAAGGAAUGAAGGGACUACCUUUGCAGAACCACGAGUGACUGUAAUACCUAAGCCUUUAAACACAACUGUCGAUGAUGACUCUUUGGGCAAGAUUACACCACACCCUACUAUGCAGUCCGUAUUCGUUGAUGUUGAGGGAACCAAAACUAAGUUGGAAAUUUUGGAAGAACGAAUACGAGCUAUUGAGGGAGGUGGAAACUAUGGGUUUGGCGAUGUUGCAGGUUUAAGCUUAGUUCGUGAUGUAACAAUACCUCACAAGUUUAAGGUUCCGGAGUUCGAAAAGUACAAGGGUACCACAUGUCCUAGAAGCCAUCUAACCAUGUAUUAUCGAAAGAUGGCCGCCUAUGCUUACGAUGACAAAUUGUUGAUCCACUUCUUCCAAGACAGUUUGGUUGGGGCAGCAUUGAGUUGGUAUACCCACUUGGAGGCGUCUCGCAUUCGCUCUUGGAUGGAUUUGGUAGAUGCUUUUCUGAAACAGUACAAGUAUAACAUGGAUAUUGCGCCAGAUCGUUUGCAAUUGCAGAACAUAGCCAAAAGGGAUGCAGAAUCAUUUAAAGAGUAUGCCCAACGAUGGAGAGAGCUUGCUGCUCAAGUGGAGCCUCCUCUUCAUGAUAAAGAAAUGGUGGCAAUGUUUGUGAGCACGUUACAACCACCGUUCUAUGAACACAUGGUAGGGAAUGUAUCUUCAGUUUUCGCCGAUAUUAUCAUCAUAGGUGAAAGGAUAGAGAUCGGGCUGAAGAAUGGAAAGAUUGCAUAUAGCCCGCUCGCGGCUACAACUCCUAAAAAGCCCGAUUUCAGUCUCGGGAAGAAGAUGGAAGUAGAGGUGCACGCAGUAUCAACAAUACCUAAGUGGGAAAAUCAGACUCUUGCUUACCAAGCACAAUCUCCACAACAGGGAUCCUAUCAAUCACAACACAAUAACACUUGGAAAAUUGAGGCUAACACAAAUCCCAACCAGUCUUUGGGGCAAAUCACUAGUCCUAGAAGGAAUCAAGAAAGGAAUUAUAUUCAUUUCACUCCUAUUCCUGUGACUUACACGGAGUUGUUGCCAGAUCUACUCCGUAAUGCUUUGGUAGCUAUCUGCCCGAUGAAGCCUUUGGAGCCACCAUACCCUAAGUAUUUUGAUGUAAAUGCCACAUGUGAUUAUCACGGGGGAGCCAUUGGUCACUCUACUGAGAAAUGUUUGUCUUACAAACACAAAGUUCAGGCAUUAAUCGACUCAGGGUGGUUAAAAUUUCAAGAGAAUAAACCCAACAUUAAGACCAAUCCCCUAUCUGGGCAUGAUAAUGCUUCAAUAAAUGCUAUUGAUCUCGAGGGACGCCAGUUGGUGAAGAAUGUGAGCGAAAUUAAGAGUUCACGAAGGUUUAUUUUUGAGACACUACUAACAGUAGGAUUAUUGGAAGGUGAAUAUAACUUAAGGGAUGCAUGCGGGUUCCAUCCAGGUGCUGAACAUUCCAUCGAGGCGUGCAAAAAGUUUGAAAAUUUUCUACAAAAAUUGAUCGACAAGAACUUCGUGCAAGUAUGUUGUGGGGACAAAGAUGACAAGAGGAGGCUGGUAGAAGAAAAGAAUGAGCUAGGCCUGGCUCGCAUAGAAGGACAAGAACGAAGAAAAGGGAAGAUUUGCAUCAGUGACAUCAAAGAGAGCUUCCGCAGUGUUAGAUGGAUUAACACUUGUCAGAUAUCACCCAUCGAGGAUGGAAAUGGAUUGGAAAGCUUAGACUUUGUGCGGUCCUGUCCUCCAGACAUAUAG